CCGGGCCUCGGGCGUGACCAGGAGCCACCCGUGGGCUCUGCAGUGGCCGCGUAUCCGGGUGACCUCGGGAGCCGGCCUGGGCCCCGGUGGAUCCCCGCGAGCCCCUCCACGUCCGCUCUCCACGUGCGUGUCCACGGUGCGCGUGCUCGUUGGCUCGCACCCCCCUGCCUGUCACUGCUGCUACUGCCGCUGCUGCCGCCGCCGCCGCCGCGCCGCGGAAAAGGUGCCGGGAACCGAGUGAGCCGGGGCCGCGGGCCCGAGCGCCAUGGGCCGGAAGGCGUGCGGAGGGCGGCUGGUCAGCCCCGGGCCUCACCCCCGCGGGAGAGCCGCCUGGAGUCGGCAGGGGCCGGCCGGGCCCACGGGGAGGCCGGCCCGCGCCCCCUGAGCUGCGGACACCAGGGCGCUCACCAUGGCCCCGCCGCUCCUGCUGCUGCUGCUGGCCAGUGGAGCGGCCGCCUGCCCACUGCCCUGCGUCUGCCAGAACCUGUCCGAGUCGCUCAGCACCCUCUGUGCCCACCGAGGCCUGCUGUUCGUGCCACCCAACGUGGACCGGCGCACAGUGGAGCUGCGGCUGGCUGACAACUUCAUCCAGGCCUUAGGGCCGCCAGACUUCCGCAACAUGACGGGGCUGGUGGACCUGACGCUGUCCCGCAACGCCAUCACCCGCAUCGGGGCCCGCGCCUUCGGGGACCUGGAGAGCCUGCGCUCCCUGCACCUGGAUGGCAACAGGCUGGUGGAGCUGGGCACUGGCAGCCUGCGGGGCCCCGUCAACCUGCAGCACCUCAUUCUCAGCGGCAACCAGCUGGGCCGCAUUGCACCGGGGGCCUUCGACGACUUCCUGGACAGCUUGGAGGACCUGGACCUGUCCUACAACAACCUGCGGCAGGUGCCCUGGGCCGGCAUCGGCGCCAUGCCUGCCCUACACACCCUCAACCUGGACCACAACCUCAUCGACGCAUUGCCCCCGGGCGCCUUUGCCCAACUCGGCCAGCUCUCCCGCCUCGACCUCACCUCCAACCGCUUGGCCACGCUGGCGCCCGACCCGCUCUUCUCCCGGGGGCGCAAUGCCGAGGCCUCGCCUGCCCCGCUGGUGCUGAGCUUCAGUGGGAACCCCCUGCACUGCAACUGCGAACUGCUGUGGCUGCGGCGGCUCGCCCGGCCGGACGACCUGGAGACCUGCGCCUCCCCGCCCAGCCUGGCCGGGCGCUACUUCUGGGCAGUGCCUGAGGGCGAGUUCUCCUGUGAGCCGCCCCUCAUUGCCCGCCACACGCAGCGCCUCUGGGUGCUGGAGGGCCAGCGGGCCACACUGCGGUGCCGGGCCCUCGGCGACCCUGCGCCCACCAUGCACUGGGUCGGCCCUGACGACCGGCUAGUUGGCAACUCCUCCCGAGCCCGGGCUUUUCCCAACGGGACCCUGGAGAUUGGGGUGACGGGUUCCGCGGACGCGGGGGGCUACACCUGCAUUGCCACCAACCCUGCUGGCGAGGCCACAGCGCGGGUAGAACUACGAGUGCUGGCCUUACCCCACGGAGGGAACGGCAGUACCGAGGGGGCCCGCCCGGGGCCCUCGGACAUCGCCGCCUCAGCCCGCACUGCUGCCGAGGGCGAGGGGACGCUGGAGUCUGAGCCAGCCGUGCAGGUGACGGAGGUGACCGCCACCUCGGGGCUAGUGAGCUGGGGGCCAGGGCGGCCGGCGGACCCCGUGUGGAUGUUCCAAAUCCAAUACAACAGCAGCGAGGACGACACCCUCGUGUACCGGAUCGUCCCAGCCUCCAGCCACCACUUCCUACUGAAACACCUGGUCCCGGGUGCCGACUAUGACCUCUGUCUGCUGGCCCUGUCACCCGCCGCUGGGCCUUCCGACCUCACAGCCACUAGGCUGCUGGGCUGUGCCCACUUUUCCACGCUGCCAGCCAUGCCCCUGUGCCACGCCCUGCAGGCCCACGUGCUGGGCGGGACCCUGACUGUGGCUGUCGGGGGGGUGCUGGUGGCUGCCUUACUGGUCUUCACUGUGGCCUUGCUGGUUCGGGGCCGGGGGGCCGGGAAUGGCCGCCUCCCCCUCAAGCUCAGCCACGUCCAAUCCCAGACCAACGGGGGCCCCAGCCCCACACCCAAGACGCACCCACCACGGAGCCCCCCGCCUCGCCCCCAGCGCAGCUGCUCCCUGGACCUGGGAGACACAGGCGGGUGCUACGGGUACGCCAGGCGCCUCGGAGGGGCCUGGGCCCGACGGAGCCACUCUGUGCACGGGGGGCUGCUCGGGGCCGGGUGCCGGGGCAUGGGGGGCAGCGCCGAGCGGCUGGAAGAGAGUGUGGUGUGAUGGCAAGGGAGCCAGCCCGGGGUGGGCGGCAGAGGGUGUGGGGUGGGCAGCCUCCUGGCCCAGUGGGUCAGUGCUGCCUGGGAGUCCCUCCUGGUUUUACCCUGGGUCCCUUGGGAAGGACAGGGGGC
Messenger RNA from Globicephala melas (long-finned pilot whale), 2448 nucleotides. RefSeq names its product leucine rich repeat and fibronectin type III domain containing 4 (gene LRFN4). Gene Ontology annotation, biological process: regulation of postsynaptic density assembly; synaptic membrane adhesion; regulation of presynapse assembly. Gene Ontology annotation, molecular function: protein binding. The record is from RefSeq and is a predicted model, not a curated record. Lineage: Eukaryota; Metazoa; Chordata; Mammalia; Artiodactyla; Delphinidae. Gene Ontology annotation, cellular component: cell surface; glutamatergic synapse; postsynaptic density membrane.